CCAGCAUGCCCCGCGCCGCCCCGCCCCCUGCCGGCCCCAGCCUGCUGUUGUUGUUGGAGCCCAGCUGAUUGCUCCGCGGUCGAGGAUGGCAGAGGCAUCGCCCAGCAAGCCGGGGGCCCUACCCCACGGCCCCAGCCCCGUCCCUGUAGCCUUCCUCAACGUGGCACACUCCUACGUGCCCGGCACCAAAGUGGAGUGCCACUACACCCUGCCGCCCGGCACCAAGCCCUCCGCCAGGGACUGGAUCGGCAUCUUCAAGGUGGAAGCGGAGUCUGUGAAAGAUUACUACACCUUUGUGUGGUGCCCGGUGCCUGAGGGGGGACCCACGGGGGUGCCCCUCCACUCCAGCGUCCAGUUCCAAGCCAACUACCUGCCCCCACCAGGGGCCCAGCAGUACCAGUACCGCUAUGUGGACCGACGUGGGGAGGAGCGGGGACGCAGCAGCCCCUUCCAGUUCAGCGAGCCCCGGCCCAUGGAUGAGCUGGUGACGCUGGAGGGGGAUGAGGACGGCAACAUGGACAUGCUGCUGGUGGUGCCCAAGGCCACCCUGCUGCAGGUGGGCAUGAGGGACAUGGGCUCCUCCUCGCCUGGCCCCUCCGCUUUUAUACCCAGGGAAGGGGUGGAGCCUGGAGCUAGCCCCUCCCUCCCCAAGCUUGCCUCCCCACCCAGCAAUCCCCCUACCAGGGCUGUGACAGAGGAGCGAGAUGCGCUGAGCCAGCAGCAGGCCGGGCACCUGGCUCGGAUCCGCACACUGGAGGAGGACGUCCAGGCCAUCAGCGCCAAGGUGCUGCAAAAGGAGGUGGAGCUGGACAGGAUGAAGGACACGGUGAAGGCGAUGAUGAGGGAGCAAGAGCGGAUCCACCACCAGCUGAAGGAGGAGAGUGCCGAGAAGGAGCAUUACCAGGUAAAGCUGCAGGGCUCAGAGCAGGAGGGCGUGUGCCUGGUGGGCCAGCUGCACCGGGCCGAGGCCCAGCGCGCCGCCGGCAUCUCCCAGGCCCUGGCACUGAAGCAGGACAUCAACAAGCUGCAGCAGAAGCUGGCAGCCGCGCAGCAGAGGACGGCCCAGCUGGAGGCACUGAGUGAGCAGCUCCGCUGCACCCAGGACCUGCUGGCUGCCAGCCAGCAGAAGGUGGCACUGCUGGGCGAGGAGCUGGCCAGCGCCGCCUCCAUCCGCGACCGCACCAUCGCCGACCUGCACAAGAGUCGCCUGGAGUCGGCCGAGACCAACAUCAAGCUGGCGGACAUGACCCUCAAGUGGAAGGAGGGCAAGGGGCAGUGGGGCAAAGAGAAGAGCAGCCUGCUGCAGAGCAUGGAGGCGGAGAAGGACAAGAUCCUGAAGCUGAGUGCUGAGGUGCUGCGGCUGGAGAAGAGCCUGCAGGAGGAGCGGGCCCAGAAGCAGGCGCUCAAGGCCGAGCUGUCCCGGGAGAGGGAUGCCAGCCUGGUGCAGCUGUCAGAGACCAAGCGGGAGUUGAAGGAGCUGCGAGCUGCCCUGACAGUGUCGCAGAAGGAGAAAGAGCAGCUGCAGGAGGAGAAGCAGGAGCUGCUGGAGUACACGCGCCAGCUGGAAGAGAGGCUGGAGAAGGUGGCUGAUGAGAAGUGGCGCGAAGUGGCAGUGCCCGAGGAUGAGGAGGAGGCGGCCGUGGCUCUGGCCUCCCUGGAUUCUCCGCUCUCGGACUCCGAGGACGAGUCGCCCGAGGACCUGCGGCGCCAUCCCCAGCUGAGCCCUUACAGCCUGUGUGACCAGCGAGCGGCCCCUGGCACCCCGCCCUGCCCGCGGGAGCCCGCCCCCCCCGUGGUGAUCAGCCAGCCCACCCCCAUCACCACCCACAUUGCCCAGCCCACUGAGGACAGCAGCUCUGACUCGGAGGCGGAGGACGAGAAGGCCGUACUGCUGGCAGCCGUGCAGAGCGGAGGGGAGGAGGCCAGCCUGCUGCUGCCGGACCUGGGCAAUGCCUUCUACGAGGUGGCCAGCGGUGUGACAGGCCGGCAGCAGGGGGAGCGGGCGCCCACGGACCUGCCAGCCUCCCCCGGGCUGUGGCGUGAGUGCCCCAUCUGCCGGGAGCGAUUCCCGCCCGGGUGUGACCGCGAGGCCCUGGAGGAGCACGUGGACGGGCACUUCUUCUUCAGCGCCCACGACCCCUUCACCUUCGAGUGACACCCAGGGGCCACCCCUGCCCAACGGGGAUGGGGGGUCGCACUGCCCAGAGGGCUGGGGUGGGUCGGCCUUGGGCCCCCCUCCCCUGCCAGCUGGCACAGGCUGAUCUCCUGGGUCCCUCGGGGCUCUGGGUCAGGAUGAGGGGAGUGGGGGAGCUGCUGAGGGGCUCCACUGGGGGGGUUUUCCCCCCCCAUGCCAGCCCCUGGAAAGCCCCCAAGCUGCUUCUGGCUGAUGCCAGGGUGGGGACCCUGCUGCUGUCACAAGCGUCCCCCCCAGCCCCGGAGCCACAUGGCCGAUGCAGCUGGUGCCCCCUGGGUGGGCAGGAGAGAGGCUUUGGGCCCUGGCACACAGUUGUGUGUGUGUGCACAAGUGGGCCUAUGUGUGCAUGUGCAUGUAUGCACACAAGUGGGCCUGUGUGCAUGUGUGCUCACAAACAGCCAUGUAUAUAUGUGUGUGUGUGGGCAAGUGGGCC
Alligator sinensis (Chinese alligator) is the source of this 2627-nucleotide messenger RNA. It is a transcript of the gene CALCOCO1, whose product is annotated as calcium binding and coiled-coil domain 1. NCBI's taxonomy places the organism in Eukaryota, Metazoa, Chordata, Crocodylia, Alligatoridae. The transcript is spliced from 14 exons. The record is from RefSeq and is a predicted model, not a curated record. Bases 86 to 2155 code for a protein of 689 amino acids.